Molecule: messenger RNA, 1110 nt
Organism: Epithele typhae
Lineage: Eukaryota; Fungi; Basidiomycota; Agaricomycetes; Polyporales; Epitheliaceae
Exons: 6
Coding region: 1-1110 (369 amino acids)
Source: RefSeq, a predicted model, not a curated record
AUGGGCGAAGCGGCGACCAUCCUCGGCCGCAGGAGGGCAAUGAGCGGGGCAGUAGACGUGGGCGAGGUGAGCGAGAUGGGUGACGUACAACACGAGAGCGAGGCAGAUGAAGUGGGCGACGUGGCGGGGUGGAUAACACGGGUGCAGACGGGCGAGAGCAAGACGGGCGAGGGCGGGAUGGGUGAGAGAGGUGGCGGGGAGGGAGAGAGCAGAACGGGCGAGGGCGAGACGGGCGAUGACGAGACAGGCAAGGGGAGGCCAGAGGACGACGAGGACGAUGAGGACAACGACGAGGAGAGUGCUGGCAGUGCCAAGCGCUGGAGUCCACGCGACCACCCUGUCCUCCUCGUCCUUCCCGUCUUUUCCUCCUGGCGCAACAUCCUCGAUGAACAAGCCAACGCUCUCCUCACCUGCCGCUUCCUCGAUGAGCUGUUGCGGGCCCCUAUGUUUUGUACCAGCUUGUCGUCCCCAUUGUCCUCAUCGUCUUCCCGUUUUCCAAUUGCUCCUCUUCUAUGCCGACCACGCCAGCCUCCCGCGCUCCAUGCGUACAAGACCCACUGGCUCCCCACCCCCCUCCUCUCCCUCAAGGACGUCUUCGAGGGCGCUGGCCAUGAAGUCGUUGUUCAUUAUGCCUCCCGCUCCCCGCUCGCGCCUCCAGCUGAGCCGUCCCCCAGUUCGGUGGCGCGCUCUGCCUCCUCGUCACCCUCCCGGUGCUCAGCGACCUCCGCGCCCUCCUCCGGUGGAUCUGUGUUGCCCGCCGCCAUGCUCGCGCUCCGCGACAAGGCCGUACGCUGCCGCCUCGAGCGCUACUACCGUGCGGCCUACUAUGACCGCGAGCACCCCCGCGCGCUCCAAGGGCUGCGCGCGCACCGUCGCGAGCACCGUGAUCACGACAGCCCCCGUCUCUGCGAACCCGAGCGCGAGCGCGAGCACGAGCACGCCGCACAGCGGGACCGUGCGGACGCCCCGCGAAACCCCAGCAUGCGAUCGCACUCGACGGCGCGGGCGACGGCGUCGAGCGCAUCUACAUGCCCGGCACACUCUGCACGCUUGCUGCGGGACUCGCCGCGAGAUCCACUAGCUGUGGCAACAGAACGACUAGCUACAUAG